This is a messenger RNA of Columba livia (rock pigeon), 1835 nucleotides long. RefSeq names its product olfactory receptor 14A16-like. Gene Ontology annotation, cellular component: membrane. Gene Ontology annotation, molecular function: G protein-coupled receptor activity; olfactory receptor activity; odorant binding. The record is from RefSeq and is a predicted model, not a curated record. The coding region runs from base 682 to 1707 and encodes 341 amino acids. Lineage: Eukaryota; Metazoa; Chordata; Aves; Columbiformes; Columbidae. Gene Ontology annotation, biological process: G protein-coupled receptor signaling pathway. The transcript has a single exon.
UCACUGCAUUUUCCUUCUUGCUCCACUGCUCUGGGUCACUGUUGUUUUUGAUCUUGUUCUUGCUGUCAGGCUCUCUGGGGAUGGCAGUUUCAGCUGCAGAGUUACAGCCUGAUCUUGUGGGUCCUUUCCUGCAGGUGUGUCCAUGGGAACAUGUGUCCCAGCUUUGCUCUGACCUGUGGGGCUGUGGGCAAUGCAGUCUGUGGGGCUGGGGAAUGAGCUGAGUCUCCCUUAGUCAAAUGCCAUCAUUAGAACACUUCACUAUAUCCUUGAGGUUUCCUUCCAAGCUGUGAGCUUCCCUCCAGGAUGCAAACCUGCCCUCCAGCAUCUGUGUGUUAUCUGAAUGCCCUGAGGAGAAGUGCAGAGAUGCUGCGAUAGAGAAAAUGCUGUUGGGUUUGUGAAACGAGCCGUGUGUGUCGUGGUCCAAACACAGGGUACUGAGACCUUAGGAAAGGGUGAGACAUGUCAUGGUUUCAUCUGACAAAACUGAACCCCAGGUCUGUCCCCUGCCCCCCAUUCCCAUGACCCCAUGCUGCAGAGCAGGGCUGACUCCUCUGCAGCCAGUGGGCACAGGCCCUGCUCCUCACGGCACAUCCAACCAACACCUCCCAGGGCUCAGCCACGGAGCUGAAGGAAGGUCUGGAAAAGGACAAUGGGAGUGGAUUAGGGCAGGGUGUAUGAGAAAUGGCUUUGAUUUUGCUCAGAGAAAUGUCCCGUAACUUGUUACUGUCUUUUCUUGGUCUGCCAGUGCCCCAGGCUCAUUGGCAACAAAUGUCCAACAGCAGCUCCAUCACCCAGUUCCUCCUCCUGGCGUUCACAGACACUGAGGAGCUGCGGCUCUUGCACUUCUGGCUCUUCCUGGGCAUCUACCUGGCUGCCCUCCUGGGCAACGGCCUCAUCAUCACCACCAUAGCUUGGGACCAGCACCUCCACACCCCCAUGUACUUCUUCCUGCUCAACCUCUCCCUCCUCGACCUGGGCUCAAUCUCCACCAUUCUCCCCAAGUCCUUGGACAAUUCCCUCUGGGACACAAGGGCUAUCUCAUUUUUGGCAUGUGCUGUACAAGUCUUUAUCUUUCUCUUGUUUAUUGCAGCAGAGUAUUUUCUUCUCACAGUCAUGUCCUAUGACCGCUACGUUGCCAUCUGCAAACCCCUGCACUACAGAACCCUCCUGGGCAGCAGAGCUUGUGUCCACAUGGCAGCAGCUGCCUGGGCCACUGGGUUUCUCAUUGCUCUGCUGCACACGGUCAGUACAUUUUCACUGCCACUGUGCAAGGGCAAUGCCCUGGACCAGUUCUUCUGUGAAAUCCCCCAGAUCCUCAAGCUCUCUUCCUCACACUCUUACUUUAGGGAAGCUGGGCUUAUUGUGGUUAGUGUCUGUUUAGGAUUUGGAUGUUUUGUGUUCAUUGUGCUGUCCUAUGUGCAGAUCUUCAGGGCCGUGCUGAGGAUCCCCUCUGAGCAGGGACGGCACAAAGCCUUUUCCACCUGUCUCCCUCACCUGGCUGUGGUCUCCCUGUUUAUUUGCACUGGCAUGUUUGCCCACCUGAAGCCCCCCUCCAUCUCCUCCCCAUCCCUGGACCUGCUGAUGUCCGUUCUGUACUCGGUGGUGCCUCCAGUUGUGAACCCCCUCAUCUACAGCAUGAGGAACCAGGAGCUCAAGGAUGCCCUGAGGAAACUGAUGACUGGAUUAUUUUCUAAAUCAAUAAUCUGACCAUCAUCUUCUGCAUUACAGUUAUAGUGUACAUUGUUGCAGGCCCAGCCUGUCUUCUGUAUUUUUUGUUGCUGCUUGUGGUUUUUCACAUGUGAUAAUAUUGUCAUCCCCUUUCAAAUUCACUGUCA